This is a messenger RNA of Mus caroli (Ryukyu mouse), 6825 nucleotides long. The record is from RefSeq and is a predicted model, not a curated record. NCBI's taxonomy places the organism in Eukaryota, Metazoa, Chordata, Mammalia, Rodentia, Muridae.
GCGUUCAGCACUCCUUAAACUUUUCAUCUCUACCACUCAACUGCUUUACAAUGAAUGCUUCAGGCCUGAGGUGGCGGCCUUCCCUCUGUUUCCCCAAAAUGAACACUGUGUUUGAUUGAAUGCCUUCAAAUGUCUUCCCUUUGACCUGUGUUAAGUUUGAGUUUUGUUUACGAAUAAUCCAAUGGUUUAUUUUAUUUUACUAUAUUUUCCUUUAUCGGUAAAUAGACAUUUUUGAGGGGACGAUCCAAAAGGAACUGUGUUGAAAUGGGCAACUCCAGGAUCUGAAGUUAUAGAGCGGGCACGUUAUCAGUUACAACCGCUGAGACAAUGUGCCUAGGACUGUGAGACGUCUAGGGGUCACUUAACAUGUAGCUAAUCCAAACAAAUGUAUUUCCCAAAAAAGUCACUUGGAGGAAGUAAAAAUAGCGAAUUUGGAGCACACCAAGAAUUUUUAAAUGACAUCACCGUGGGGGAAAAAACCAGCGCCACAAAUAUUUUUUCCCAAACCAUCUGAUAUUUAUAAAUGGACAAUUUUCCCUAAAAUUGUUGUGUUAGUGGCACACAGAGAAACUUCUGGAGGGACACUCAGGAGAGUCUUACAGUUACGGCUUCAACAGAGAAGGACCCAGGAGCAGCUGGCUAACCAAGGCUUAACACCACCACUGAAAGGUCCAACUGAAUUCCAUGACCCGAGAAAACAAUUGGAUAGUGCCAAGACUGAAGAUUCCCUGAGGCGCAAGGGCAGAAACAGGUCCGACCGUGCCAGCCUGGUUAAUAUGCACAUUCUCCAAGCCUCCACGGCAGAAAGGUCCAUUCCAACUGCUCAGAUGAAGCUCAAAAGAGCCCGCCUUGCAGAUGACCUCAAUGUGAAGAUUGCUCUCCGCCCAGGGCCCUUGGAACUGGUGGAGAAGAACAUUCUGCCUAUGGAUUCUUCCGUGAAAGAGGCUAUAAAAGGUACUGAGGUGAGCCUCUCCAAAGCAGCAGAUGCAUUCGCCUUUGAGGAUGACAGUAGUAGAGAUGGGCUCUCUCCAGAUCAGGCUCGGAGCGAGGACCCCCAGGGCUCUACAGGAUCCACCCCAGACAUCAAAUCCACUGAGGCUCCUCUGGCUGGUCCUCUGGACACAAUCCAGGAUCUCACUCCUGGCUCAGAAAGUGACAAGAAUGAUGCAGCCUCCCAGACAGGCAACCAGCCGGACUCUGGGAAGCAGGUUCUCGGCCCCCUCAGCACCCCGAUUCCUGUGCACACUGCUGUAAAGUCCAAGUCUUUGGGUGACAGUAAGAACCGUCACAAAAAGCCCAAAGACCCCAAACCAAAGGUGAAAAAGCUCAAAUACCAUCAGUACAUCCCCCCAGACCAGAAGGCAGAGAAGUCUCCCCCACCCAUGGACUCUGCCUAUGCUCGGCUCCUCCAGCAACAGCAGCUAUUCCUGCAGCUACAGAUCCUCAGCCAGCAGCAGCAACAGCAGCAGCAACAGCAGCAACAGCAGCAGCAGCAGCAGCGGUUCAGCUACCCUGGGAUGCACCAAACACACCUCAAAGAACCAAAUGAACAGAUGGCCAGAAAUCCGAAUCCUUCCUCAACACCACUGAGCAAUACCCCUCUUUCCCCUGUCAAAAAUAGCAUUUCUGGACAAACUGGUGUUUCUUCUCUCAAGCCAGGCCCCCUCCCACCCAACCUGGAUGAUCUCAAGGUGUCAGAGUUAAGACAACAGCUUCGAAUCCGGGGCUUGCCAGUGUCAGGCACCAAGACGGCGCUGGUGGACCGGCUUCGUCCCUUCCAGGACUGUGCUGGCAACCCUGUGCCCAACUUUGGGGACAUCACAACUGUCACCUUUCCUGUCACGCCCAACACCUUGCCCAGUUAUCAGUCCUCCCCGACAGGCUUCUACCACUUUGGCAGCACAAGCUCCAGCCCCCCUAUCUCCCCUGCCUCAUCUGACUUGUCCGCUGCAGGGUCCCUGCCAGACACCUUCACCGAUGCGUCACCUGGCUUCGGCCUGCACGCAUCUCCGGUGCCCGCCUGCACGGACGAGAGUCUGCUGAGCAGCCUGAAUGGGGGCUCGGGCCCCUCCGAGCCUGACGGGCUAGACUCUGAGAAGGACAAGAUGCUGGUGGAGAAGCAGAAAGUGAUCAACCAGCUCACCUGGAAGCUGCGGCAAGAGCAGCGGCAGGUGGAAGAGCUGAGAAUGCAACUGCAGAAGCAGAAGAGCAGCUGCAGCGACCAGAAGCCACUGCCCUUCUUGGCCACCACCAUCAAACAGGAAGAUGUCUCCAGCUGCCCCUUCGCAGCCCAGCAGGCGUCUGGGAAGGGACAGGGCCACAGCUCUGACAGUCCCCCUCCGGCUUGUGAGACCGCUCAGCUGCUGCCUCACUGUGUGGAGUCCUCAGGUCAAACCCAUGUACUCUCGUCCACGUUUCUCAGCCCCCAGUGCUCCCCUCAGCACUCGCCCCUGGGGGCCCUGAAGAGCCCACAGCACAUCAGCCUGCCUCCAUCACCCAACAACCAUUACUUCCUGGCUUCCUCGUCGGGAGCUCAGAGAGACAACCAUGGGGUCUCUUCACCCAGCAGCAGCCAAGGGUGCGCACAGAACUCAGGGGCACACGAAGGCCAUUCUUCUAGCUUCUCUACCCCAGCUUCCAGCCUCCAUCAGCCUUUCUCUGGUACCCAAGCAGACAGCAGUCACAGUGCUGGGCUCAACCCUUGUCCCAAAAGCCCAGGUAUUCAUCCAAAGAUGACUGGUUUACAAUCUUCUGACAAGGUGGGGCCAACGUUUUCAAUUCCAUCUCCAACUUUUUCUAAGUCAAGUUCAGCAGUUUCAGAGAUCACCCAGCCCCCAUCCUAUGAAGAUGCAGUGAAGCAGCAAAUGACUCGGAGUCAGCAGAUGGACGAACUCCUGGAUGUCCUCAUUGAAAGUGGAGAAAUGCCAGCUGAUGCCAGGGAAGAUCAUUCAUGUCUUCAGAAAAUUCCAAAGAUCCCUGGGCCUUCCUGCAGCCCAACUGCCAUCCCCCCGAAGCCCUCGGCUUCCUUUGAGCAGGCAUCUUCGGGAGGCCAGAUGGCCUUUGAUCACUACGCCAACGACAGUGACGAACACCUGGAAGUCUUAUUGAAUUCUCACAGCCCCAUCGGAAAGGUGAGCGAUGUUACCCUCCUCAAAAUCGGAAGCGAGGAGCCUCCUUUUGACAGCAUCAUGGAUGGCUUCCCAGGGAAGGCUGCGGAAGAUCUCUUCAGUGCUCACGAGCUCUUGCCUGGGCCCCUAUCCCCGAUGCAUGCACAGUUGUCACCUCCUUCCGUGGACAGCAGUGGUCUGCAGCUGAGCUUCACGGAAUCUCCUUGGGAAACAAUGGAAUGGCUGGACCUCACUCCACCUAGUUCCACGCCAGGCUUCAGCAACCUCACCUCCAGUGGGCCCAGCAUUUUCAACAUCGAUUUUCUGGAUGUUACAGAUCUCAAUCUGAAUUCCCCUAUGGAUCUCCACUUACAGCAGUGGUAAACACCCGAGGUACAAGAGCUACGAGAGCUCAGCGGGAAUUCCAAGGAGGAAAGCACACUACCAGAAAUGUGUGUUCCAAAAGAUGAAGGGGGGAAAAUGGGGAGGAAAAAAAAACAGCAAUGGAGGUUUUUGUGACAACUAACCAAAACAAACAGAAGUCAGCUAUUAAAAUAUGUCUAAUGUAAUAUCUACCAGCAUUCAGUAACUGUUAAUAACUUCAGCGAUGCAUUCAAAAAAUGUGCUUUGUCAGAAUAAGAAUGCCAAAAGUGUUUUUUCGCUGCCUUAUCUCAUACCAGUUUUGGGGGGGGUUAUUUUUGUUAUUUGGUUUUCUUUUUGCUCACAGUUUGUCUCAGGCAAUACUGGGACAGAGGCUGACCCCAUUAGCUUUUGUUAUGAAUUUACUAAAUGUUCUGUGGAAGGUGAACAGAGCCUCUGCCGGGGGUGCGGGAUAGCCAUCCUGUGCUUGAGGCAGCCUCCCGUGUGUUCAUCGUCUGUCAUUCAGAAGAUCAGGGCCUGUCUCACCCAAUAGAGUCCUUAAGACAGAAUAAUCAGAAAGGUCAGAGGGACAGACCAAUCAAUUCCCAGGAAAGCAAAAGCAACUCAAUGUCCCUCGACUCCCAAAUGGUCCCACUGGACUGGUGAUCACUGGCGACAACUAACUAGUUUUGUCCAGAGAAUCCACCCAGAACACGGUGCUUUUUAGCCAGUAGUCCAGUUUUUCUCUGCCACCUCUAUGUGCAUCAGCAAAGCAUAGCAGGUGAGAACUUGAACCACAGAAACUUCAUGCCAUGGAUGGAGACUCCUGAGGCUCUCAAAUACUACUACCUCUAGUUCCAGAGACUAGAGCUAGAUGAUCAGAAAGGCAACUGGAGGCCCAGGGAGCCGUACUGGGACAAGUUAGAAUUAGAGAACAAUGUCAUUUAACAUUCCGGGAAAGAAAGAACCAUGAAUUGCUAUUACAGGAGUAACACACAGGGCCAACUUCUUUUUCUUCUUUUUUUAUUUUUCUUUUCUUAUUGUAGGUAGAGGGAAUUCACCUCAGUUCAUCUUUCUCUCAGUACUUUUCUUUCAAGAUAUCAAUCCUUUAUGACUCUUUUGUUUUUAAUUCUCUCUCUCUCUCUCUCAAAGGAGAGGUUUCAGUUCUAACAAGCUACCAUACUCCCAUAAAAGCCAUUUUUUUAAGAACAUUAAAAGUCCAAAUUCUCUUGCCAAACUCUUUCUUCACAUGUGCAUUGGCUGAAAACAGAAUUUACAAGAAUUUCUUUAGGAAGAAACUGGGGAUGUGGCCCAUUGGUCACAAAGUUUUUUUGUUUUUGUUUUUGUUUUAAUUCUUGUUUGAUUUAUGGUCAAUCUUUGGUUUGUGUUGCUCUGGAGAAAUUGGAAAUCAUUACAGAGUGAAGAUAAAUCAGGGCGCCAUGUAUAGUAGAGAAUGUUUCAGUAGUUUUCCGAACGAGAACACAAUUGCGCACUGUAAACAACAGGAGCAUGAAGGACCACAGUCUUGAGGAGUUCUUGUUGCCCUGUGUUUGGUGAAGGCGUUGGGGACUGAGGAAGACAACACAGAUUGGCCAAGUCUCUCAGAGGCUUGCUGUGGCGCCAAUUCAAGUAUUACAAUGUUGCAUGCUGUAGAAAGUAGCUGUUGCUGUUGUUUUGUUUUGUUUUGUUUUAAUUUAAGUCACCAAGGCACUGUUUUAUUCUUUUGUAAAAAAAAAAAAAAAGUUCACUGUGCACUUAUAGAGAAAAUAAUCAACAAUGUUGUGAAUUUUUGAGAAGACUUUUUUUUUUUUUUUGAUAAACCAAAGAUUUAGAAAUCAUUCCAUUGUCAACUUGUAAAAAAAAAAAAGUUUGAACACUGAGUGUUUUUGGUGACUGCUCCUCUGGAAGCCACCAGAUCUUAGGAAGGAAACACAGAUGUGUACACACAUGUAGUUCUAUACAUGUGCGUAUGGAGUAUGUAUAUACACACAUACACAUAUGUGUACAACUAUGUGUGUGCGCACAUAUCUGAAAGGUGGCAUUCAGAGGGCCUCUGACCCUCAGUCCGCUGUGAAUGAUGCGUAGCCUUUUCUCACUAUGAGUUGCUGAUUGAUCAACCAGACUCCAUGUUGCCUCUCUGUAUAGGACUUAGGACUCCAACUCAAUGCUCACAGCCACGUGCUGCAGGGGAACAAGCUCCUCCUGACAAUGAGUAUGGAUUUGAGAGGACAAAGCCUGGCAAUGAGUUCGCAUGUGAUGGGACAGAGUGGCUUUACCAUCCCGUGGCUGCCAAGGCUAGGGCCUUCUCUUACAGAAGAGUCUAAAGGGAGUAUGAACUUUGUUCUGACAUUCCUUGAUCUGCAUUGUGCUUUAAAGGCUCUGUGUGAUACACUUUCCCUCGUGUUUGUAUGCAAUCAGAACCACAGAUCCAGAGAUAAAGCUUAGCAUGAAGAUGAAGCUGGGGGAGGAACCUUAUUGCCACAUUCCAAACACUGGUUUGACCUCCGAUGCUGAUGUUGCAUUUAAGUCUGGAUGAAGCUUCCUGCUCUGUACAUUUUUUUUUUUUUUUUUUAGGCUUUGGCUGAACCAUGUAUGUUAUCCCCUUCUUGCUUCUUUGGAAAACAAAUCCACACAGUGUCCUGCCUCUGAGACCCUCAUCUGAGUGCUGAUAAUUUUCCCUUUGGGUAUCCCUGUCUGGGAGAUUGGUUAGACAGCUCUGUUUUUUAGUUAGACUGUGGGGAACUUUUUAAAAUAGUAUUCAAACUGACACACACACACUUCACACUAGACGAAAGGGAAGAUGGCUCUGGUUUGCUAGUGCAAGCCAGUACAGCUAGAAUGGGUCCCUGGAUACUUGGCCUCAGCUUGCUCCUGCAAUCUCCCCAGGCCAUGUGCAUAUACCCUGUCUUCACAGCACAGGUAGCAGAUUGGAGAUAGCUGUGAGAAGAUUGAUGAAGACCGAUCAAAUACGUGCCUUCAGCUGUCUCCUAUUGUGGUUGUUAAGUUCUUUUUAUUAAUCAGUCAAGUCCUCUUGUGGUGACAAUGUGACAAGCUAAGAGGUGUGCAGAGAUGGUCACCCUUGGGUUUAGCAAUGUUUCUAGAGCCUCAAGUUACCACAUAGUUAGGAGGUCUGUAAUAUCCCCAUGGUAAGCUCAGUUUUGGCAGCCAUUCCUACUGUAGCUUCAGGACAACAGGUCCUUCUAGAUCUAAAGGAGCUAAAAUUCUCCCCAUGCAAGUUCUUCUAGUAAACUAGGGUUCAGUAAUUAUGCCUGUGUCCUAACAGUGUUAUCAAGACAAUGGGAUUGAGGGGGAAAAGUGAAGAAGAAAGGAGGAGAAGGAGGGAGGGAAGAGGAGGGAG